Penicillium paradoxum is the source of this 1731-nucleotide messenger RNA. Its product is annotated as acid phosphatase DET1. NCBI's taxonomy places the organism in Eukaryota, Fungi, Ascomycota, Eurotiomycetes, Eurotiales, Aspergillaceae. Bases 1 to 1731 code for a protein of 576 amino acids. Gene Ontology annotation, molecular function: phosphatase activity. The record is from RefSeq and is a predicted model, not a curated record. The transcript is spliced from 2 exons.
AUGGGAAAGCCACGGAUGAUCAUUCUGGUGCGCCAUGCGCAAUCGGAAGGCAACAAAAACCGCGAUAUUCACCAAACUAUCCCAGAUCACCGGGUGAAACUCACACCUGAAGGAUAUCGACAAGCACAAGAUGCAGGCCGUCGACUUCGGGAUCUUCUUCAUCCCGAUGAUAAACUUCACUUUUUCACCUCUCCCUACCGGCGGACAAGAGAGACUACCGAGGGUAUUCUUGAAUCCCUGACCUCCGAUACCCCUUCUCCUUCGCCUUUCUCGAGAAAUACGAUCAAAGUCUAUGAAGAACCUCGGCUGAGGGAACAAGACUUUGGUAAUUUUCAGCCAUGCUCCACAGAGAUGGAGCGCAUGUGGAUGGAGCGGGCAGACUACGGUCAUUUCUUCUACCGGAUUCCCAACGGCGAGUCUGCGGCAGAUGCCUAUGAUCGAGUCAGUGGGUUCAACGAGUCCCUCUGGCGCCUGUUUGGUGAGGACGAUUUCGCAAAUGUCUGUGUGCUUGUUACGCACGGGCUUAUGGCGCGAGUAUUUCUCAUGAAGUGGUACCACUGGAGUGUGGAAUACUUUGAGGACCUUCGCAACAUCAACCAUUGCGAGUUCCUAGUCUUGACCCACAAUCCAGAAAACGGCAAAUACACACUCCAGAACAAGUUGCGCACCUGGUCCGAUCUUCGAAAAGAACGAGAGCGUGAGAAUAUGGCUAAAGGGCAGGUCCCUGCGCCCAUCACGCCUGCUAGCCAGGCUGAGCAUAUCCCUAUUAGGCGCAAAUGGGGCGGAUGCCCCGAUGGCUGUACUCACGGCUUGUCUGCGGAUGGCAAGCAAGCGUUGCGAGCGAGUCUACUGAAUUCCGUGCGUCACGAGCCUAAUCAUGCCCAGCCAAGACAUGCCGAUGACCAUGUAUCUAACUUCGGCUCCAAACUUCACAAAUCAAUAUCCAUUGACGAGGUCGCAUCAUCCUCCGAAGAAAGUGCCGCCCAGAAUGAAAUCAGCCCCAAACCCAUUACUCGAUGCGUUUCCAGCCCGCACCGAGCGUUUCGCGACGAUGGCAUUGGUAAUCACCUGAAGCAUGAUUAUUCCAACACAGAAGCUCGACCAAAUAUCAACCCAAUCCACCCGAAACGAUUGAGCUACCAGGGACAGAACCGACACAGCGAGGACCAUCUCAUACACCCACCCAGCGCUUCGUCUUCAUCAUCGGCGCACCUGAAAUAUGCGCUUCUCCACCUGGGUGGCCGUGACGGCGGAGGCUCCAUGAGCGGAGCAAACAGCCUCGCCCCAUCCGACGACGAAGGCGACGACCACGAUCACCACCGCCAUGUCAGGCCAAUCUCGCCCAAUAUCACCACUGGCAAUUUGUCCCACGUGAAUCGCCAACAUUUCCAGACUCCAUCCAGCACGCAAGCCCAACGGUCAGCUCCUUCCCAGGAACUCGAGGAAGACGGCGACGACGAGAUGAGCGGUACUCCCAUCGAAAAAUUGAAGAAAUCACGGUUGCACCACCCUCACCAUCACCACCCGCACCACCAUCUUCCUCCUACCCACCCGGAGCACCGCAUGGCCAAUAUCCUCGGUGACGGGGACGAGUCCUCGGGUCAAUCAGAAUCCCAGACCCAAGGAGCAGAGAGUUCAUCAACAGAUUCCCCGACUCAUCUUCACAUCGAGGAAUUAUCUCUAGAGGAACAGCAAAAGGAAGACCAGAGUAUCCGUGGAAGCGUCUAUUAA